Ipomoea triloba (trilobed morning glory) is the source of this 1161-nucleotide messenger RNA. RefSeq lists its product as uncharacterized. The transcript has a single exon. The record is from RefSeq and is a predicted model, not a curated record. Lineage: Eukaryota; Viridiplantae; Streptophyta; Magnoliopsida; Solanales; Convolvulaceae. Bases 1 to 1161 code for a protein of 386 amino acids.
AUGAAGCAACCACCAGGGUAUGAAGACCCGUUACACCCAGAUCAUGUAUGUCAUCUUCAGCGUUCUUUAUACGGGCUGAAGAAAGCUCCGAGUGCGUGGUUUAAAAGGCUUCACGACUUCCUAUUAUCUGUGGGUUUUUCGUCCUCCAAGACCAACGUCUCCUUAUUUUACUAUACCUCUGGAGCCUCUCGGGUCUAUCUACUUGUUUAUGUUGAUGAUAUCAUCAUGAUGGGUAACGACACAACUUUGAUUGACACACUCCUCAGCCGUCUUUCUGCUGUGUUUAAGAUCAGGGAUCUAGGCACACCUGGAUUCUUUCUCGGGAUCGAAACCCUGGCGUACAAUAAUGGCUUUCUGUUAUCUCAGAAACGGUAUAUGCAGGAUAUUUUGGUUAGGGCUGGUAUGACUGACUGCAAAGCUUUGGCAACUCCGGCUGCUGUCACUCAAUCAGCUACUCCUUCACUUGAACCCUAUGAUAAUCAUACGCAGUAUCGCCGCAUUGUGGGCGCUCUCCAGUACUUGACUAUCACCCGGCCAGACUUAUCGUUUUCAGUUAAUCGUCUCUGCCAGUUUAUGCAUGCACCCACCGCAGAUCACUGGGGUCUGCUCAAGAGAGUUUUGCGUUAUGUUAAAGGCACGUUAGACAUGGGCUUGCAGGUAUCGCCAUCGCCACACUCUACCUUGCAUGGCUAUUCCGACUCUGACUGGGCUGGCUGUCCUAUAGACAGAAAAUCGACUAGCGGCUAUGCUGUUUUCUAUGGCACCAAUCUGAUUUCUUGGGUCUCCCGGAAACAGCGCACUGUUGCUCGUUCGUCUACCGAGGUUGAGUACAAGGGCUUGGCAGAUGUUGCUGCAGAAGUCACGUGGGUGGUUUCCUUACUCCGCGAGCUGCAACUCCACUCUAGGCAACCUGCUACGUUAUGGUGUGACAAUCUUGGUGCAACCUACAUGGCCGCCAAUCCUAUCUUUCAUGCUCGCACUAAACACAUUGAAGUUGACUACCACUUUGUUCGAGACAAGGUUGCCUCAGGAGAGCUAGCUGUUAGCUUUGUGUCUACUCAAGAUCAAAUUGCCGACAUCUUCACCAAACCACUACUGGCUCCGCGUUUUCAGACUCUCCGUGCCAAGCUCAAUGUUGUUUCCUCUCAACCUUGUACUUGA